Bufo bufo (common toad) is the source of this 1242-nucleotide messenger RNA. RefSeq lists its product as uncharacterized. The transcript has 4 exons. Lineage: Eukaryota; Metazoa; Chordata; Amphibia; Anura; Bufonidae. The record is from RefSeq and is a predicted model, not a curated record. Bases 30 to 986 code for a protein of 318 amino acids.
GUUCUCUCAGAGAAGAAGGAACCUUAGAGAUGGAUCCUGCCCAGCUCAAAGAAAGUGUCCUCAGCUUCAGGCUGGAUGAUGGACCUCGUGGUAAUCGGGGCUACUCCCGGGUUCUCCUGCAGCUCUUUGGUUACCUGGGUCAUGGGAAGUCCUCCUUCAUCAACUCCUGUAAGUACGUGCUGGAGGACAGUGAUACAUACACACCAUUCGCUGUGGCUGGAGAAAGAUCAGACGGAGGAGCCCUGACAAUGGAGAGAAAAUCCUACGAGCUGACCGAGAACAUCUCCAUAGUGGACAACAGAGGGUAUAACAGGAUUAACAGCCUUGAGAGAGCAGAGAUCUACGCCCAACUGGGAAACUUCAUCCCCAUCGGUGAGAAGGUGGAGUGGAUGGAGAACUACACAGAUAUGAUGAACCGGCUGCAAGAUGCUGAACUGAACCCCAACUACUCUGACUUAAUCGUCCCCAUCCUAGUACACAGCGCUGCAUCUACGUUUUCUGACAGUGAUAGAAAUGACGUGCAAACAUUUAUGGACAACUGUGUGCAGAUGACAGGAGUCGCCCCCAUCGUUGUCAUCACUAAAAAAAGGAGCGGAGAUUUCAUUGAACUUGACAAGAAGUUCAAGCUGAUGGGAGCCGAGGAGAUUAUAGCGAUAGAGAACUACACCGAGGGAGACCAUAUCAGAACCCUGGGGAGAACCAAGGACAUCCUGACCAUCCUUCAGAAAGCCCUGGACGGAGUCGGAUACCGUCUGGGACAAGGAAGAGACGCCCAGAAAGAAUGGGUGGAAAGGAAGAGGUUCAUGCUGGAGUUCAUAUAUAACGCUGACCUGGAGAAGAGAAGAGAGGAAGAAAAGAGAAGAGAAGAAGAAAAGAGAAGAGAGGAAGAAAAGAGAAGAGAGGAAGAACUGAAAAACUCUUGGUUGCCAUGGAAUUGGUUCAAAUAUUUCUGGCAAAAGUGGAGCGCGCAGGGCCCGACGCCUUAGAAGCAGCGCUAUCUUCAUACGACUACAUGAAUGGCGGCUGCAGGAGGCGUCACCUCCACGUAAUUUUCUUCUGCUUCUGGUGAAUUGUAGAUUGGAUGUUGGGGGUUGUAGUUACCCGCCACCACUGCUAUAUCUAUAUCUAUAUAUAUAUAAUAGUAGAAAAGCCACAGACUCCCUGACUGGCGGCUCCUGUCUCCACUGAUCUGUUCUAUUCUGUAUUACUGAGAUCUCUGAUUAAAAGGCUUCUGACAACUGA